AUGCUUGCGGUCGCAGGCGUGAUUUUCAGUCUUUUCGCGCCGAGCCUGUCCGGAACGAAACGCCGGGACCAGCGAAUGCAGGCUGUUGCCGCGCGUCCGCAAACAGAGAAGCAACGCAAACUGAUACGUGACGACGACCGGCGCAAGAAGUCCAUUCAGGAUCAGCUCAAGGAUUUUGAGGAACGGCAGAAGGCCAAGCACGACAGGCAGCAGAAAGUCCCGCUCAAAGUCAAGAUGGAGCAGGCCGGCCUGGGUUGGGAAAUGAAGCAUUUCGUCAUUUUCAGCAUUGUAUCCUGCCUGAUUUUUCUCGUGAUCGGUUUCCUUGCAAGCGGAAACAUCUGGAUUACCUUUGCCGCCGGUUUCGCCGGUGCGCUUGGUUUUCCGCGCUGGUAUGUCGGCAACAAGCGUAAGCGCCGUUUCAACAGGUUCCUGGAGGAACUGCCGAACGGGGUGGACAUCAUCGUGCGCGGUGUGAAGGCAGGUUUGCCGCUCGGCGAUUGCAUCAAGGUGGUUGCCCGUGAAUCCCGCGAACCCGUGGCAACCGAAUUCCGGAAAAUCACCGAGACCCAGAUUAUGGGUGUAUCGCUGGCGGAAGCCGUCGCAAAAAUGCCGGAACGUGUGCCUUUGGCGGAAGCGAAUUUCUUCGCGAUCGUUGUCGCCAUUCAGCAAAAGGCCGGUGGCGGCCUGGCCGAAGCACUUGGAAACCUGUCGAAGGUAUUGCGCGGCCGCAAGGCACUGAAGGGCAAGAUCAAGGCACUGAGUUCGGAAGCAAAAUCCUCUGCCAUGAUCAUCGGUGCCAUGCCGUUCGGUGUCGGAGGCAUCAUCUUCCUGAUCGCGCCCGACUACAUCAUGAUGCUGUUCAAUACCACGGCCGGCAACAUCAUUAUCGCUGGUUGUCUGUUCUGGAUGUUCAUCGGCGUGAUGGUCAUGCGCCACAUGAUCAACUUCGACUUCUAG
Messenger RNA from Effrenium voratum, 957 nucleotides. NCBI's taxonomy places the organism in Eukaryota, Dinophyceae, Suessiales, Symbiodiniaceae. The record is from the annotation of a GenBank genome assembly.